Messenger RNA from Drosophila biarmipes, 2168 nucleotides. It is a transcript of the gene Klp59C, whose product is annotated as kinesin-like protein Klp59C. NCBI's taxonomy places the organism in Eukaryota, Metazoa, Arthropoda, Insecta, Diptera, Drosophilidae. The record is from RefSeq and is a predicted model, not a curated record. The transcript has a single exon. Gene Ontology annotation, molecular function: microtubule binding; microtubule motor activity; ATP binding. Gene Ontology annotation, biological process: microtubule-based movement. The coding region runs from base 202 to 2073 and encodes 623 amino acids.
CCUUUGCUUUGCUUGUCGCUUUUGAUUUUUAGCCUUUCCAGCUAAAACUAAAAAUAAAAUCAGCAAUCUCUGGAUUCGGCCCAAAUAUUAUGCACGUUCGUUUGGUGAAAAUUUUCAGUGGUAAGAAAUAAAUUUGUUGCGGAAUCGGAAGAAAGUGAGCGUCGGAAGACAGGGGUUGCGUGAUCUCGGAUUUUUUUGGCCAUGGAUCAGCUGUCGAUCAACCAGAAGGUGUUUAUCCGCCGUUCGGAUGGCCGAGUCCACUUGGCGGGGAUUAUCAAGCUGGAGGGCGGUGCCAGUAACCUGGUGACGGUGGAGUGGCCCGAGGGACAUGCGGUGAGGGGCAAGGAGCUGCCCUUGGAGCUGGUGAUCAUGAUGAACCCGCAGAUCUUCGAUCCGCCCCGCUGCAGUGGCACCUUGGCUUCCAUACCACCGCGUUCCAUGAAGCAACGCAUGGCAGCAGGGAGUUUCCCCCCGCGUUUGGCCACUGCCACGCCCCGCCAGGUGGCGCCGCCCAGUCGGGAGGACGGUGUGGUGCUCCAGGUGGAAAGGAUGCGGAAACAAAGGGAACGCAGGCGGCAAACCCAAACGCAGGCUCGCCAGCGGCGGGAGCAGGAAAAGAGCGCGGAUCCCGGGAAUCCCAACUGGGAGAUAGCUAAGAUGAUAGGACUGCAACGCCUCCAGAUGAAGAGCCAUCCCUUCAAGAGUGGCACUACCGACAAACCCCCCAAGGAGCACCAAAUAGUGGUUUGUGUGAGGAAGAGACCGCUGAGGCGCAAGGAGCUGGCUGAUGGGGAACUGGACGUGGUUAGUAUACCCUCAAAGGACAUGCUGGUAGUUCAUGAGCCCCGAAAGCAUGUGAACCUGGUCAAGUUCCUGGAUAACCAUAGUUUCCGCUUCGAUUAUGUCUUCAAUGAGGAUUGCUCUAAUAGAACGGUGUACGAAUGUACAGCUCGUCCCCUGAUAAGACACGUCUUCGAGGGCGGAAUGGCCACCUGCUUCGCCUACGGACAGACCGGAAGUGGUAAGACGCACACGAUGGGCGGUCAGUUCACCGGAAGACAGCCGAGCUCCGUGGAUGGCAUCUAUGCCAUGGCCGCCGGAGAUGUUUUUACCACUCUGAAAUCACCUUCUUAUGAAAAGCUCCAGCUAAGGGUCUCCUGCAGUUUCUUCGAAAUCUAUGGCUCCCGGGUUUACGAUCUCCUCAUGCCGGGGAAGCCACAAUUAAGGGUCCUGGAAGACGGCAACCAGCAGGUGCAGGUGGUGGGUCUCACCGAGAAUCCUGUCCAGAGCACUGGCGAGGUUUUGGCUCUACUGGAACUGGGAAACAGUGUUCGAACCUCGGGUCAAACCUCGGCCAACGCCAAAUCCUCCCGAUCCCAUGCAGUCUUUCAAAUCGCCCUGAGAUCCUCGGCGAACAAUCGUUUGCAUGGCAAAUUCUCGCUCAUAGACUUGGCGGGAAAUGAAAGGGGUGCGGAUAACAGCUCGGCGGAUAGGGUGACCCGCCUGGAAGGAUCGGAGAUCAACAAGUCGCUGCUGGUUCUGAAGGAGUGCAUUCGGGCCCUGGGUCGCCAGUCAGGUCAUCUGCCCUUCCGGGGCUCCAAGCUCACUCAGGUGCUGCGGGACUCCUUCAUUGGGGGCAAGAAGGUCAAGACCUGCAUGAUAGCCAUGAUAUCACCCGGCUUGCACUCGGUGGAGCACACUCUGAAUACCCUGCGCUAUGCGGAUAGGGUGAAGGAACUGACUGUGGAGUCCGUAUCCCCACAACAGCCGACAGGGGCAGCUCACAACUUGGAAAGCAGUUCCCUGCCAGAUAUCAUAAGUCAAUCUCAGACCGAGAGUAUCUAUUCGUCUCCCUCGUCCAAAUCCCUCGAAGGCGUGGGAAAUCCGUCGAGGCCAGAGAAUGCGUUUAGUGACACCACCAACGAUUUAGACAGGGUCCAGGGGAGGGACUCCGAAGCCACCUAUCCCACUUCCGGUCGACAGUUGAGCCAAGGGAAGUCCCAACGCGCCCAGGAAGCUUCUUUAAUGCUGGCCAAGUCCCUGGCCCAAUUUAGAGGGCCCAACUUUCCCUGACCACCCAUCGAUUUCUACAACAAUUUCUUCUCUAAAUUAAAAAGGUUGUCAAAAUUUCGUGUACCUAAUAAAACUAAAGCAAGUUAAAACAAGUA